CAUCUCAAGGAAUAUUAAACACACUACACUACUUCUUGAGCUAUUACUAGAGUUUUCUACUCCAUAACGAUUUAAUGGCUCCAAGAAACUCUCUUGCACUCUUCCUAUCGCUCAACCUCCUCUUCUUCACUUACACUUCUGCCACAUGCCACAAGUGCCUCUCUUCCACGCCAACUACCCCGACCACCCCGACCACGCCAACUACCCCGACCACCCCGACCACGCCAACUACUCCGACCACCCCAACCACCCCCAACACAGGUUCUUGUCCUAGAGAUGCGCUAAAGAUCGGUCUUUGCGCUAAUGUUCUCAAGCUAGUGGACCUAACUUUGGGAAACCCACCCGUAAAGCCAUGCUGCACGCUCAUCGAAGGCUUGGCUGACCUUGAGGCUGCAGUCUGUCUUUGUACCGCGCUCAAGGCUAACAUUCUUGGUAUCAACCUUAACCUACCUAUCAGUCUCAGCGUACUCCUCAAUGUAUGUAGUAGAGAAGCUCCAAAGGAUUUCCAAUGCGCAUAAGCUAAAUACUUAUGACAUAUCUACAAGCAUCCCUAUUAAAAAAAAAGAAUCAUAUGUUAAUGUUUGAACCUGUUUUUUUAUCUUCUUGUUUGUAUUUUUCUUGUUUAAAAUGAUGAAUGUAACGUUCUCAUGCAAUAAAUGGACUAUGGGGUUUGUGUGUGUAAUCGGCAAGUUUAUACUCCUUUGCUUCAUUUUUCCUAAGUCACUUCUUUGUAAUCGUGUCUUCUGAUAUUGGUUAAUAAAAUUAUCAAUCGAUGUUUUGU
Eutrema salsugineum is the source of this 781-nucleotide messenger RNA. RefSeq names its product putative lipid-binding protein AIR1. NCBI's taxonomy places the organism in Eukaryota, Viridiplantae, Streptophyta, Magnoliopsida, Brassicales, Brassicaceae. The transcript has a single exon. The coding region runs from base 75 to 518 and encodes 147 amino acids. The record is from RefSeq and is a predicted model, not a curated record.